AUCUCGGCCACUCGCCAUCAGCUGAUCAGCGGGAGCCGGCCGCCGCCCGACGCCCGUGCGUGCAGGCGGAGGCGGUGGUAGCGCCGGCCGCCGCCGCCGUCCAGACCGCUCGCCCGAGUCGCCGCUUGCUUGGCUCCACCCCUCGACCUCAGAGACUUGAGAGGAGGAGGGAGAGAGAAAGAGUUGACGUCAGCGCACGGCACGGGUCGCGACCCCGACCUGUCCCCCCGGCGGCGCGGCGAAGCCGGCGUCGUCUUCAUCGCCUCACCAUGCCACACGCUCACUCCGAUCCGGCGGUGGAGUCGAGCUUCCGCGGGGACGCCGAUGCUUGCCGUGGGAGGAAGCGCGCGAGGGUGUUGCCGCUCGAGGAGGCAGGGGAGGACAUGGAGGAGAGCACGGUGGCAGCGUCCGGCGAUGCGCGAGGGGAUUUGGUCCGAUGGUUUUCGGAACGGCAGCAGGUGGCUUCCUGCAGCGAUGGUGACCAGACGCAAGGCGCUGGCAUGUUUGCUGCAAUGCAGGAAAACACUUGCUCUGUCGACAGCAAUGGCGUGGUGUAUCCGCAGUCUGACCUACGGUAUUCAGCUGGCCAGAAUGGGACACAUGGUGAUGGGUAUGUGCAGAACCAGACUUUGGAAGGCUGCAUGUACAUGAAUCAGCAUGGGCAGAUGUGCGGCCCUUACUCACCCGAACAGCUGUAUGAGGGUUUAUCCACUGGUUUCUUGCCCCACGAUCUUGCUAUUUAUGCAGUUUUUGGCGGGAAAAUGGCGAACCCUGUGCACUUAAGUUUCCUGAAACAGUUCCUUUCGCAAUGGAAUUCCAAUGCUGCGGUCGACACAAGAAACAAAUCAGCAGGGAAUAAGAAACUGGCUUCUGUUAGCAAAUUGCUUCUUCCGGAUGCUCUUUCAAGUGAAGAAUCAUGUUGGAUGUUUGAGGAUGCAGAAGGCCGCAGACAUGGCCCACAUUCUCUUGCUGAACUUUCUUAUUGGCAUCACAGUAGCUAUCUGCAUGACCUUUCAAUGAUUUACCAUGUCGACAGCAAGUUUGGCCCAUUUACGCUUGUAUCACUAAUUGAUUGGUGGAGUGGAGGUGCAGAACAUUCAGAAUCUGCAGCCAAUGAUUCUGGGUCCCUGAACGCUUUAAUGAGUGAUAUAGUUGAUGAUAUAAGCCAUCAGCUGCAUGCUGGAAUAAUGAAAUCAGCCCGCAAAGUUUUUAUUGAUGAAAUAUUUAGCAGUGUACUUCCUGAAAUUAUUGCUUGCAGGAAAACUGAGAAGCAAAUGGCUGCAAAACUUAAGAGCCAAGCUGCUAAGACUGACAAUGUGAGCAACAAGAAUGCUUUGGUACUGAUGGGCAAGGGUGAUGGAACAUCUACUCAUCCAAAAAAACUGAACUCAUUUAAUAAAGUACUGGGAGAUCCUUCUGUGGCUGCUCAAUCAACUGCAUUACAGUAUGAAUUUGCUGAUAUAUUAUCGGCAGUUUGGACAACAAUUUAUAAUGAAUCAAUGAAGAGUAUCUGGGAUGAAGUACUGUAUGAUCCUGUCAUGGACUACUCUGAUGCAUGGCUAAAAGGAAAAAAUGAGUCAAACCUUCUCUCUACAGUUGUUCUUGGAACCUCUAAUAACCAAAAGAUGCAAGCCACAGAUGAAAUGUCACCAAAGGCAAUUUGUGAUUCAAAUGCUCCUGAAGGCGACAUGGAUUUCCCACCAGGAUUUGGACUAAACCGGGAGUCUGCUGAGCAUUCCCAUUCGGUGUUCUUGUUUGAUGUUGAACAUGGUACUGACAAAACAAGUGGGAAGUCUGAAUCAAGUUCCACUUUGUUUUCUGGCCCCUUGAGACGAGUCCAGGUAAUGCUGGCAAAUGAACUAUAUAUGGCAGCAAAGGAAACUUUGUUCCAACAUUUCAAGGAGGUCAUUGCAGAGGAGAUAACAAACUGUUUGUGCUUUGGACUUGAAGAUGACAUUAAUCAAGAAAGAAUUCGCACCCCUGUUCAUGCACCAGAACCAUCCCGUCCUGGAAUAUCUGGGCAUGAAACACCCUUUCCUGCUGAAAUGGCUCAAGAUAGUCCUGCUCAAAUGGCUCGAGAUGAAAUGUUGGAUACGGCUGAAAUGGCUGUAGAUACACUACCCUGCCCUGCUGAUACUACGGCAUAUGGAACAUCUGCAGACAAAAUGCUCAUUUCUUAUGUGGGAAAUCAAUUGUGCUCUGCAUCUUAUGCAAGUAUAUUUGAAAAGCUGGAUGUACAUGAAGAAGCUGAAUUGGACGAGAGUUUUGAUGAGGUGCCUCCUGGAACGGAGACUGGCUUAGCUUCACUGGUGAUUAUGGACAAAAACAAAUACCAGCCCUCAAAAUCAGUAGGCUCAGUGCCGGAAAUUUAUAGAUAUACUAAUUGGGCUCUCUUCAGGCAAUUACUGCAUGACAGUGUAAUGAAAGAGUGGGCAUCUCUCUUCUCAGUUGCUCUUAACAAUUGUCUUGAUUCAUGGUUCACCAGGAAAAAUACUGUAGGUAAAACAAUGGAUGAAACAUCGAGACCCAAACAAUAUACUUACUACAGGAAGAGGAAAUUCAGGAAAAACUGUGAAGCAGCAUCAUCAGAAAAACCAAUGGAUGAGCAGCUCUCCAGACCUCUAUGUGAUCUCGUUGAACGCAAGGGUAAUAUGAAAAAUAUCCAUGGAUCAAUCAAGGCAGGGAUUUCACAGAGAGUUUCUGUUGUGGAUAAGCCCUCUAAAAAGCACGCCAAACCUUUACAUAACAAUGAUAUUAAUUUGAGUAUCCAGCAGGACUUGAAACUCCUUUCUAACAAGGUUCCAAAGAGGAGCAGGUCUUCCCAUCCGACUAGUAAGCCUUUUGUUAACAACAAAGUGCCUACUGAGAAUAGAACUACAGCAACAAUGCCUGGAAAGAAAAGAAAGCAAAAAAACUUGCCCAUUGAAUCCAAUCUGAAGGCAAAAGCAUUGGUUUUAUCUCCAGAAUCACAUGGUUGCAAGGCACCUAUUGAGAAUAGAACUACAUCUACAAUGCCUGUAAAGAAAAGAAAGAAAAACUUGCCCAGUGAGUCCAACCUGAAGGCAAAACCGUUAGUUUUAUGUCCAAAACCACAUGAUUGUGAAGCGCCUAUGGAGAAUAGAAAUACAUCUACAGUGCACACAAAGAAAAGAAAGCAGAAGAACUUGUCCAAUGAGUCCAACUUGAAGAAAAAACCAUUGGUUUUAUUUCCAGAAUCAUGUGGUUGUGCAAGAGCUUCUGUGAGUGGAUGGGAAUGGCGUGUUUGGGCACGCAAUGCCACUCCAUCAGAAAGAGCUCAAGUCAGAGGCUACCGUGUUAGGAGUAUUCUGUCAGCUCCAGAAAGCAAUGUGUUGAAAAGUUCACAAGUUAAGGGUGCAUCUGCAAGAACAAACCGAGUUAAGCUGCGGAACCUGUUAGCAGCUGCUGAAGGCGCUGACCUACUAAAAAUUACCCAAUCAAAGUCAAGGAAGAAGCGAUUACGUUUUCAAAGGAGUAAGAUCCAUGAAUGGGGGCUGGUGGCUCUUGAAUCUAUUGACGCAGAAGAUUUUGUAAUUGAAUAUGUGGGUCAGCUGAUUCGCCGACAGGUUUCAGACAUACGUGAGGCUCAAUAUGAGAAAAGUGGAAUCGGAAGCAGUUACCUUUUCCGUUUGGAUGAUGAAUAUGUGGUUGAUGCUACUAAGCGUGGUGGGCUAGCAAGAUUCAUCAACCAUUCUUGCGAUCCAAAUUGCUAUACAAAAGUAAUUACUGUCGAGGGCCAGAAGAAGAUUUUCAUUUAUGCAAAGAGGCGUAUAUAUGCUGGUGAGGAAUUGACUUAUAAUUAUAAAUUUCCACUGGAGGAAAAGAAGAUCCCAUGCCACUGUGGUUCCCAGAGGUGCCGUGGAUCAAUGAAUUAGGAAGUAUAUCAUUCAGGAGGGAACUGCAAUUGGGUGCUAGUGUGGUAUGUAUGUGUGAUAUCUGCUUGUAGAUGUUACUGGGCAGAAGUUUGCUGCAGAAAUAUGUUGUUCUCGGAUUUACUGACAGGAUUGUGAUUAUAUAUCAAGGUAUGGGGUCGUGGAACAAACUGUCCUGCAAGAUUACAAGUUGCAGAACCCCUUGUGCAGAAGAAUCAAAACACGUUAUUUAUUUAGGCUAGAUGGACUAAUUCAGGUCAUACAAAGGUACAAGCGCUUUAAGUGUGGGCUGAUGGAUCGUUGGUUGCCUUAGUGUUUCUGCUGAACGAGGUUCAUGUUUACAGGCUGACAAGGUAUAUGGAUACAUAUUAAUUAUCAUCCGUGGUGUAUGCCUAUGAAUUUCGUCCACCAAACAACCGAAUUAUGUGAAUUACCAUUGGCAGGUCAUCAUGCCCCGGGUACAGACGUGCAUGAAUUAAUUUCUGAUAUCACAAACGUAAGUAUUUAUUUACCAGUUUAUAUGUACUUUGUGCAGGCGUCAUGACAACAAGUUAACUACGGUGCAAAAGCAAACUAACAAUCAAUCCAUCUGUCUUAUUACAAGUUAAUAACGGUGCAAUUACUGCAAAAGCAACCUAACAACAAAAGCCAUUUGUCCUGCAUUUUGCCAUUAUGUCAACCGGCAGAUAUGCUAAUUAGCUAGCAAUUACAUUUUUCCAGUCCAUAUCGUUGACCCACAAUAGUUUAGUUGCUUUACACAUGAUUUGGCGUCCGUGAUCAGCUUCGAAAUGCUAACUAGAGGCCCCCAAAAAUAGUUGAUGUUCGUUCUAGAUCUUACACUGGAAAACUGUAAGCGUUUAGAGAGAGAGGAGUGAAAAGGAUUUCAUCCGGAAGCUUCAUGACCGCCAGAAUAAUAUUUUAAUCACAAAAAAUAAGGCAACUUGGGGGACGUUUUAACGUAUUAUUGACCCAGUUACGACCCUGUCCUCCUGGCCCAACAUCUGUUGACAUAAGAAUGAACACUGAGCCCAAACAAACUUUAGCGUGCUAGUAGUAGUUUUUGGAGUGAGCUAUAUUCUCAAAUUUUGGUUCUACAAUUUAAAUUCAAAAUACGUUUUGUAUGAAGAGAAAUGUCACUUAGCAUUUUCAGUAGUUCGAUCAAUGGCAAUGUGAGUCAAACAACAGUUAAGGCGUUCAAUUGCCCUGGCAAAAUAGUUUUCAAGGCUGUAAGACCAACUCCUUUUCAACUAGGAAUUCUCCAUGUUUAAGUUUAAAAGAAGAACUAAAAGAUGCAA
Oryza brachyantha (malo sina) is the source of this 5185-nucleotide messenger RNA. Its product is annotated as cationic amino acid transporter 1-like. Bases 270 to 3893 code for a protein of 1207 amino acids. NCBI's taxonomy places the organism in Eukaryota, Viridiplantae, Streptophyta, Magnoliopsida, Poales, Poaceae. The record is from RefSeq and is a predicted model, not a curated record. Gene Ontology annotation, biological process: amino acid transport; transmembrane transport. Gene Ontology annotation, molecular function: protein binding; L-lysine transmembrane transporter activity; L-glutamate transmembrane transporter activity. Gene Ontology annotation, cellular component: plasma membrane; Set1C/COMPASS complex. The transcript has 19 exons.